Phoenix dactylifera (date palm) is the source of this 4378-nucleotide messenger RNA. Lineage: Eukaryota; Viridiplantae; Streptophyta; Magnoliopsida; Arecales; Arecaceae. The record is from RefSeq and is a predicted model, not a curated record.
UUUUUAUUUAUAUUUUUAGCUUUUUACUUCAUUUUUUAUUUUUCAUUAAUUUAAUUCGAUUUCUGUUGGUGUGCUUUCCUUCUCGUUUGGACAUGCCAUGAGACCUGUUAGUGGAGUCCUGUUUGGGUGUGCCAGAAGAGAGUGGUAAAUAGAGAUGGGCAUCGGGCUAAGCCUGGCACGGGCGCCAUGGACAGACGGGCCGUGCCAGGCUUAGCCUAUGGCUCCAAACUCGACUCCUACACCAAGACCGUCCGCGAGGUCCCCUACAACCUCUCUGUCCUUGAGAUAUCUGCGCCCAUCAUCUUCCCUGGCCUCCUCGCCGCCCCCUCCGCCGCCUCCUCCAACCUCACCGCCCUUCUCGAGAAGGCCGGCUGCAAGACCUUCGCCUCCCUCCUCGCCUCGUCUGGUGUCCUUAAGAUCUUCCAGUCCGCCAUGGAUAAAGGCCUCACCCUCUUCGCCCCCAACGACGAGGCCUUCAAGGCCUCCGGCGUCCCCGAUCUCCACUCUCUCUCCAGCGCCGAGCUCGUCACCCUCCUCCAGUACCACGCCCUCCUCACCUACACCCCCAAAUCCUCGCUCAAAACUGCCAAGGGCCGGAUCGCCACCAUGGCCUCCACUGGCACCGGCAGGUACGACUUCUCCGUCGUCUCCCGCGGCGACGACGUCUCCCUCGACACCUCCCGUGUCGCCAGCACCGCAUCUGUCCAUUGGUUCAGGCCCUUAUGGGCUGUUCCGGGCUGGCCCGCGGGCCGUGCCGUGCUUGGCCUACGAAUCGUGCCAGCCCAGGCCCUUAUGGGCCGUGCCGGGCUCGGCCCGCGGGCCAGAAAUUCUUAACCCAACCCGGCUCCUUUUUAUGAGCCGUGCCUAGCACGACCCGUUACUGUAGCAAGCGCUUCAUGCCGGGCCGUGCCGGGCCAUGGGCGGCCCGGCCCAAUGCCCACCUCUAGUGGUAACAGACCAAAUGGUGAGAGUAGAUGCUUCCGAGUGUGUCACUAGCAUCGGAUCAACAAGCAAGGUGAUGGUGAUUGAAGGAUGGAUAAAAAAUAGCAUGAGUCCAAGUGCUUGGCUAGGUAGUAUAGAUCUAAGUUAAGUUAUAGCGCUACUCCUAAGGUAUGAACUAUGGAAAACUAAGAUAAGAUAAAAUAUAUUGAUUUGAUUGUCCAAGGAUCCUAAUACAGAGUACAAAUUACUAAAAUAUAAUAAUUGUCCAUUCCGGUAGUUACUACCCAUGCAUGGCCUCUACAUCUAACGGCUUUAAUAACUGACGCUAGUUAUCUUCCAGUAUAUUAACCAUCAAAUUGAUAGCCAUAUAUCAUCAGUUUUAGCUUAUCCUAACAUGACUUGUAUUGGUCGUCUCUAUUUUGAGCCCAUAAUACAAUUCUUGUACUUGGAAGUAUCUCUAAGAUCGCUUUGAUCAUCUCGAUCUACUCAUAUGUAUUGGAGUUGAUCAUGGAUAGAUCUUGAGCUCUCACCCUCUUUCUUCUAUCUGUGCAUUCACACUUGGUGAAAUUUAUUACGGCUAAACUCUAUCCAGUUCAGCAAGAGUCACAUGACCCUCAUCGAUUAUGAAUCAUCAAACUUGAUCCAAGUGGCACCUGCUCUUGGUGCCACCUAGAUUGCUAAGAUGGGUGCAAACAUUGCUCGUCACAUCUUGUUGGCCAAUGAUCAAGAGACCAACUGAAUGUCUGUCAUCAUCCCUUCGGUACUUGUAGAAUAAAAUCCCGCAAUUAUAAUCUCGAUUUGCCAUAUGUCUUCCUUCACAGAAUACUCUUAUGGACUAGAAUGGCCCACACAUUACUCAAAGGAUCUUCCGUGUCCAUAGAGAUCCGGUGUUAUCUUCUGCAUUAAUGGGGAUUUUGGUUUAUCUUCUAAUAAGGCACACAUUAUCUCCAUAAAUAGGCAUUGCAUCUUUCUCUCGACGCUUAUCUUUCUUCCUCCUAACUAGAUGAUAUAUAAUACUAUAACUCCUGACAGCUACUGAAAACUAUAACUCCUAGAGAGAGCAAGAGUAUCCUACGAACCGCCAUCCAAUGUUUUCCAAAAAGAGUGGAAGAGACUAAAAAUUUGAAAGGCCUAUAGAAUGGAAACUAUCAUAGUAAGGCAUUAUCAUUUGUACUGGCCUUUUGGCCAAAACAUUUGUGAAAUCCCUAACUAGAUAAUAUAUAAUACUAUUUAUUUAGUUCGUUUUCAAAUCGAAUUUAUCAUUUCGAUCUUCAAGCAGCUUUUCGUAUAAUAUUGAGACCCAUAUUAUCCAUAAUCCACAUGAGGAUCUUUAAUUAUAUAUAUUGCUGGGUAUUAGGCCAAAGCGAUGUCUAUAUUGUCAUGCUGCCUCUUGGCAUAUAGAGUAUGCAUCACAUAGAGAAGCUCCAAAUGCACCCCUUGAUAAGGUCGCCCCCCUUGAUAAGGUUUCCCCCUAAUCCUUGUGAUGCAAAUUGUUGGUGCUGUAAAGCUAUUAAAAUUUUGCUCUUUAUUCCUGGACAAGCGGUCAAGAAUUAUUCUCGGCAUAGAUUUGCUAACUUCACUAGCAAUCUUCUACAAUUCACUAUGACCAAUAAUCUCAAAUAUUAACCAAGUAUUGACUGAAAUAUCCUUUGACUGUUCAAUUUGACGUAACCUUGCUGGCAUGAUUUUUGUGCUCCCUUGAUUAAUGAAUUCCAAGAGUUCUAUUGAAUAAUAUUCAGCAGUUACCUCUUGAUGAGCUGAAACAUCAAAUUCGGGUUUUUCAGAAACUGUAAUACUUCCAUGUAAAAUUGAUUCAUCCACCACAAGUAUAGGAUCAGUUUCCUCUUCGACGGGAUAAACUGCAAUGGACUGUGGUUGAACCUCAAAUUCGGGUUUUUCAGGAACUGCAAUACUUCCAUGUAAAAUUGAUUAAUCCACCAGAAGGAUAGGAUCAGUUUCCUCUUCGACAGGAUAUACGGCAAUGGACUGUGGUUGAACAUAUCAGCUUUUUAUUAUAGGAACAAGCUUUUUAACUCAUUCCGCUAUUGAAGCUGUAAAUAAUUCAUACCGCUCCACGAGUGGCCUUAGCACAACGGCCACUUUCUUUGUAGCUACUUUCUUGACUUUCUUUUACAAUGGCAUGAUGGUAGUUACACAGCGUCUUAUUGGAACCAAUGUGAUGAUGACUACACAAGAUCCCACUGAACGUGCCACUAAGCUUACUAGGCUUACUAUUCUUUAGUUGUAAUUUGACUAUAUUAGUGGUCGUAUUAAAUUAUAAAACAUGCGACAUGGCAUAUUCUAUACUAGUCAAUAUAUCGUACCUUCAUUCUUGCUUUCUUCAAAUGAUUGAUCAUCCUGUAUCACUUUCCCAUGAUAUCCUUAGCUGGCACUUUAGUUUAUGGGUACCAACAAUCCUACUACCUUCCCUAUGAAUAUGAAUAAUGUCUUUUACAUUUUAGGAAGUUUUUGGAAAGAACAGGAAAAGCCAUAAAAAAUUUAAAGGGGAAUGCUUACUAGUGCUCCAUCAAGAUGUAACAAAUCUAAAAGAAAACUGCAAGUAAAAUAAAAGUUAUUGGGGAGAAUACAAUGACAUUCUCCUCAUAAAUGAUUAUGCCUCAAAUCCAAAAUGGUAAAAUGAUUAUGAUGUUUGGUGACAUUUUGACGCAAUUAUGUGAAAAUUCUUGAAAACCUGUCUUAUCUCUCCUAAUCUCCAACUAUAUCAAGGUGGCAGACUGCUUUACUGUACAUUUUUUAGUCUCUUUUUUUGGAAUUAUUCCCACUCUAAAAAGUAAUACUCCUUUAUCAAUGGAUGAGCCGAAGGAGACAAGAAAAAAGGAAGAGUAUGAGCCAAAGGAUUCAACUAGAAUUAGAAGAAAGGGCGUCUCACUGAAAUGUAGCAAUUGCCUACAAUGGGGGCAUAAUUUUAGCACUUGCAGAGGGUCCAGGAAGGAGAAGGUAGAGAGGAAGGUUCAGGGAAGUAGAUCUAGUUAAUCUAGUUGAGACAGCAGCCAAGUGGGUGGUCAGAGAGGUUCCUCGCUCUCAGAGACCAUCCAAGAAGAGAGCUGUUUGCUCCCAGCCAGCAGCAGCCUCCCUGCCAGCACCCUCACAGCCAGCAGAAACCUCCCAGCCAUCACCCUUGCAGCCAGCAGAAACCUCCCAGCCAUCACCCUUGCAGCCAGCAGAAACCUCCCAGCCAUCAUCCUCACAGCCAGCAGCAGUCUUCCAGCCAACACCCUCAUAGCCAUCAUUAUGUUCUUGUAUACAUGGUGUCUGACAGUAUGUUUGUCCUACAGCUAUUAUGGUAGAGAGGAGAGAGGAUUCUGUUUUGGUGUACAUCGUGAUACUUUUGAUUGUAAUACGUUGUGAUACUUUUGGUGUACAUUAUGAUAUAUUCUAAUGCCUUUGUCGUACAAUGAAUGAUGAAUUUUGUUUU